GAAAAAAAGAAGUGAGAAAAAACAAUACUGUUUCAGAACCAAUGGCCACCGCCGUGCUCCGCUGCCCGCUGCUCGCCUCGCCUCUCCCGGCCGGCGGCGGCGCCGCCGCCUCGUGCUCCGGCUCCUCCCGCCCCACGCGCUUCCUUCUCCGGCGGCGAAGGUGCCCGAGCCCCCUGCUCGCCGUCUCCUCCGACUCCUCCAAGCCCCUCGCCUCCUCCUCGACCGGCGGCGGCGGCGACCCCGACGAGGAGCCCGUCCUGCCCCUCCUCCAGGAACUCGCAGAUUGCUUGGUGCUCCCGCCCAAAUUCCUGUCCCUGCUGCCUCGCGACCUUCGCCUCGAUCUGAAUGACGCGGCAUUCGAUCUCUCCAACGGGCCUGUUCUGAAUGAGUGCGGCCAAGAAGUCGGUGAUCUGCUGCUGGACCUGGGAAAAGCAUGGGAGAUGGCUAACACAGAAGCAUCAAAUAACCUUGCCAAGCAGCUGCCGUCAAUGGCGCCCUACUUGACUGCCAGCGCGAAAUCAGCAUUUGGCAAGCGGCUGGCAUCAGCUGGAAAGAAGUUUCAGACCAUGGGGCAGUAUGGCAAUGGAGAGUUCAAGAAGAUUUCUGAAACAAUGAUCAAGAUCGGUAAGGUUCUAUCGAAACGCCCAGUGAUUCAAGCUGAAGUAGAGGCCACGAAAGAAAAACGAAAGCUAAAGUUUGCAGGAGCUGAAUUCGAAUUGACAGCGCAAAAUGCAUACAUCGGUGCUGCAGUUGGACUGGUUUUCGGGUUUUUCUCCUGGCAGCUGGCCCAAGGCGUGCAAAGCAGUCCAGACGACAGCCAGUUCUUCUUUUUCUUUCUGAUGCAGCCGCUCAAGGUCCCGCUGCUGCUUCUCGGCUACACUUCGACGGCCCUGUCCGCGGCCGCGGCGGUGGGGCUCGUGGUGCUGGCCCUGCAGAUGAACCCCGAGGACAAAUCGGACUAACUGAACUGUCUUUUAGUUUCUCUUUUUCUUGAGCUGGAACUGCCUUUUUCAGUUCCUGAAAACCGCUGAGCUCGCGCGGCGUCUUAACCCCCCCUGGAAGACUGUAAAAACCUGCAAUGCUACCUUGAGUUAACUAUAAAAUCUGUUUGCCCUCA
Messenger RNA from Triticum urartu, 1117 nucleotides. Its product is annotated as LOW protein: ammonium transporter 1-like protein. The record is from RefSeq and is a predicted model, not a curated record. Lineage: Eukaryota; Viridiplantae; Streptophyta; Magnoliopsida; Poales; Poaceae. Gene Ontology annotation, cellular component: chloroplast.